Messenger RNA from Nannizzia gypsea CBS 118893, 1314 nucleotides. RefSeq lists its product as hypothetical. The record is from RefSeq and is a predicted model, not a curated record. The coding region runs from base 1 to 1314 and encodes 437 amino acids. The transcript has 2 exons. Lineage: Eukaryota; Fungi; Ascomycota; Eurotiomycetes; Onygenales; Arthrodermataceae.
AUGGCCGCCGCUAUAGGUCAGACGAUCUCCGUGAUAGACAAGUCUGGGAAAGUUGUUAGCACCAGCAAACAUCUAUUCAGCGUGUUUAAAGAAGCUCGUUCUGCCUAUAAGGAACGCAAGGCGGUUAUCCGUAGCGCGGAGGAUGCAAAAAAGGCAGAACGAGACACCCGUCGAGCCCUUGCAGCAUACACCAUCGAGGAUGGCCGCUCCACGACUGCUAAACGGCACCUAGGCCGAGCCAAAUCGGUUGUUCGGCACCAUGACGACGACAGGCAAAGCAGACAUCACAGUCACCACUCGAGCAGGUCGCAAAAACGCCGGUCGUUCGAAUUUGAGAUUCACUCCGAGUAUCCCGAAGGCCACCAUCCCAACGCCCAGCUUGCCCGACGCCAUACGGACUAUGACCUUACUAUGGCAAAGCCUGUUAGGCCUCCAUACGGCGAAGUACGCGCCCAUACCCUCCCCAAAGUCGACAUGGAUCUAGCAUACGGCGAAUUCCAUCAGUCUGCACUCGAUCGACUCGAUCCGGAACCUAACGAUAUGCCCGGACUCGUGGGAAAGGUCAAGGAUCUACUCGUUGAAGCCGACUGCGCCCAUCACUCCGUGACAGCAACUAUUGCACACCUGCAGUCAAACCCGGAUGCCAUGGCCGCUGUUGCUCUCACCCUGGCUGAAAUCAGCAAGCUCGUGACGGAUCUCGGCCCCACUGCGCUUGCAACCCUGCGAGCCAGUGCACCAGCCGUUUUCGCUCUCCUGGCGAGCCCACACUUCAUGAUUGCGGCCGGUGUGGGUAUCGGCGUCACUGUAGUGAUGUUUGGAGGAUACAAAAUCAUCAAACAGAUCUCAUCCAAGCCUGAAGGAGUGGAAGAACGCCAACUCGAAGCUCCUGUUAUGGUCGACGAGCUACUUGAAGUCAAUUCCAGCAUGAGCCGCAUCGAAGGCUGGAGAAGAGGAGUUGCGGAGUCCGAGGCGGAGAGUUGUGGAACAUCUGUGGACGGGGAAUUCAUUACACCCACUGCAGCGGCAAUGUCUCGUGUGAUGCUUAACGAACAGCAGGCGUACGAGAACGACCGUCGAAGCGAGGUCAGAAGCAGCCGGAUACUCCCUGCACCAACCCGAGUAUCGUCUUAUAUUGGUGGUAGUGUGUACGAGACCAGCUCACAAUAUUCACGCCGCUCACACUCAUCCAAACAUUCCAAAAGCUCCAAGACGUCUCGGUCCCACAGUGAGAGCAAGCAUAAGAAAGAUGAAACGAAAGAUAAGGAAAAGAAGAAGAAAAAGAAGCCCUCUCCUCUGAGAAAGCUAUUUAGCUGA